AAUACCGUGGUAGACACGUCUUGUCAGGUUCCACUUUUAACAGAGAGAAAGUGAUAUACUUGCCCAAUGCGAUUGCUUCUCGGUCCACAUUUCUUGCAACUGCAGACUCCAUUACCAGAACUAACAGAAAACCAAAGAAAUAAUACAUCUGUUUGGGUUUUCUUGGAUUUUAACGACGACCCUUUAUCUGAAUCUUCAUCUUGGUUCCAAAGUGUUUAGCUUUUUGGGUUGAGACUGUGGAGGUAUGGGAAGGUUGUUUGUGCUGAGUCUUGAGGGGAAGAUCUAUAGCUGCAAGCACUGCCGGACCCAUCUUGCUCUUUGUGAAGACAUAGUUUCCAAGUCUUUCCAGUCCAGGCAUGGGAAGGCUUAUCUCUUCAGUAAGGUAUAUGUGAUUAUCAUCUCCAUUUAUGUUCACAGAGUGAACGUAACUUGUGGAGAGACUGAAGAGAGAUUGAUGAUGACCGGGAUGCACACUGUUGCUGACAUUUUCUGUGUUGGAUGUGGAUCAAUAGUGGGGUGGAAAUAUGAGACUGCUCAUGAAAAGGGCCAGAAGUACAAGGAAGGCAAAUCCGUCCUUGAGCGGGUGAAGAUAUCGGGUCCUGAAGGAAACAAUUAUUGGGUCAGUCAUGGAGCGCAUAUCGGUGGCAGCGAUGCAGAUGACGCUUAAUUGAUUAACAUUCAAGACCCUUUCACAUUCAAUUGUACAUUCUCUAAAUCUCAUUGUUCUUCGUCUUUUAAGUCAUGUAAAAUAUCAGACUGUCGAUUUCGUCAUUUUCGGCAAUUCUCUGCACUUGCCUUCAAUAACAUCAUUUGAUUGUUAAUUGUGAUUCAGUUUGUAUUCUACUUUGUUCUUAAUGUUUGUCCUCCGAACUUUCUGACUC
Messenger RNA from Rosa rugosa (rugosa rose), 881 nucleotides. RefSeq names its product protein yippee-like. The record is from RefSeq and is a predicted model, not a curated record. Gene Ontology annotation, cellular component: ubiquitin ligase complex. The coding region runs from base 245 to 667 and encodes 140 amino acids. NCBI's taxonomy places the organism in Eukaryota, Viridiplantae, Streptophyta, Magnoliopsida, Rosales, Rosaceae. The transcript has 6 exons.